Molecule: messenger RNA, 535 nt
Organism: Acaulospora colombiana
Lineage: Eukaryota; Fungi; Glomeromycota; Glomeromycetes; Diversisporales; Acaulosporaceae
Source: the annotation of a GenBank genome assembly
GUAUCGCGAGAGAGAAAUGUCCGUCAUCGCAGAGAUGAACACUUCCUGGACUGGGUUUACCGCAGUCAUUUCUUUGCAGGGCAAGGUCGCUAGGCCUUUAUUAAAUACUCCUGAAACCGAUGAUGGUCUUGGGUGUGUGUUGGUCAACAAGAAGGAAGAUGUGGACUCCAUGGGGAUGUGGAACAAGCAAAUAACCGAACCCCUUGCUGUGCUUUCAGAUGCAGACGUUACAAGAUAUGAUUGGACUAUAGAUGCUUAUCACACUUGGCGCCUUUGUUUUACUGGGCAUCAGAGUUCAACAUGGGUUGACGAAUUUGGAGCCGAGGCGAUUUCAGGCCCGGUGGGUGGGUCCAAGUUUACGUCUGCGCGGCAGCAGUCCUCCCAAGGCACCAAUCAGCACUCUCCAAUCCCGCAUGCACCUUCAUUUCCUGUAUCCGAUUAUACACUCUUAAAUAUCUGUCCAAUAGACUUGGAAGGGUCAGAUAGAGGGGUUACAUCGGUAUUACCAGCCCGUGCCAUCGGGGAGCUUCUGUAA